CAAAUCUUAGUUAUAUAGAAAAUAAAUAUACGUCAAUAAAAUGUUAGUUUUUUGAGGAAACUAAAGGGUUAUAUAACCUCCAAAUCCCUGGUGUCAUGUGUUUUCAUAGUGAUCACCUGCACCAGGUGGAAUGAUACUGGUCCCCGCCCUCUGAGAACACAGGAUGCAAAUGCUCUUGUUGUACAUAUCAGGUUUUUAGUCAUCCUGUGGGAGAAGAGACAGCUGACAGUGUGCUUCUGCUCGCAGAUACUAAACUACAAACUACACAGGCUGGAAUACGCUAGGGAAGAGGCUUCAAAUAAAACCCAAUGUCCAGUGUACCACUAUAGAUUUCGCUACAGAGAUGCCACUUGCUGAAUUGCUUGGAAUGCACUUUGACAUGCAGCUCCUAGGCAAACUGACUCUAUCGGUGGCCACCAUUAUAUUUGUCUCCUUGGUUUUCAGAUUCUACAACUCCAGGGCACGAAACAGACGGCAGAGUCGUGAAAGCAUUCAACAAAGGGAUGUGCAAGCAACCCGAGGAAGCUACAGUGCCUGCAAUACUGAGCAAGAACCACAGAGCAAAGCUGCAAAGGAGGAGUCUGACAGAGAAAAUCAUUUUCAAGAAUCUUCAGAGAAACCCUUGCAAGAAAGCCUUAAAAAUGCCAAUUCUGCCUUGAAAAUGGGGCAGCCUGAAACUACGGGCUUGGACAGUUGUGUAAAGGAGGAACCUGCAGGUAAAGGCAACAUAAUUGAGGAUAUAAUUGAGGCAAAGAGUGGAAAACCAAAGUUGACCUUACAACUUCCUGGUGUGACCGAAACAGGUCCAGGAAUUCCAAGUGGUCGCCGAUCCCCAGUUCUAAUGAAGAAGCUAGAAGGUGCCACAGGUGUUGGCAGGCAGUUGAGGCAGGAUGUUGGUCACCAGGGUAUGUUCUCAAGUUUUCAGUCAAAGGCAGAAAUCAAAGUAGAGAACGCUGACCUAAUCUUGGAUGGGCCAGGGAGUUGUAAAAAGGGCAUCCAUGGAAAGAUCUAUGAGUACUAUGUGGAGUCCUCAUCACAUUUCAUCUCAGAUUUAAGCCCCACCCGGUCUGUCAGUCCAGUCUAUGGUCAAAACGGAAAUAGCACUUCACAAUCAUUGGAUUUACCUGGCUUUAAAGACAGCUCCCGAUCGCCAAGUCCACACCCGCCUAGUUUCAUAAUUAGAGAUCUUGAAAUUGCCCCACGAAUUUCUAAUGAGCCUCCCUCAACAUUCAAACCAGAGACUGAGAGGUACAGCAAGCAAGCAGUCAUCCGUCAGGACAGCUAUCUUACUGCUGCUAGUGACUCAGAGCUUCCAAUCCCCUUGCCUACACAAAGGACUUUGACACCUCACAGCUGUUCUCCAGCACAACCCAAUGACAUCCCUUCAAGCCCAUUAGACUCUGAUAUAGCAAACCUGGAAAUGCCAGAGGAACCUCAAGUCAAAACGGUUGCCGGAGCAAAAUUCCUACACUUUCCAGAGAACAUGGGGAAUGCAGAACUCGAGAUUCUAGUAGGGAAGCUUGAUUUAGGCAACUGCUUGGAGGCUUUAACACUUGCUAAAAAACACGGUCACACUGCCCUUCAGCAAGCUGCUCUCCGUGUCAUGUCUGAUAAUUACCUUGAGGUCCUCAGAGACCCAGGCCUCUUUGGCUGGCUGAAAGCGGGGGAGCGUGAUCAUAUCCAAACACAACGCAUGAGAGGAAGGAAGUGGUUAGUGGUCGCAGAUAUGGAUUCCCCGGAUUGGAGUAGACGUCCGUCACAGUCUAUGUAUUUAGAGUCUGAAUCAGUUAAGUCAUCCAGUAUUUACUACUACGAUGAUUAUAAGGACACGUGGCACCUUCACACCCACAUUCCCCAGGAAGUGUUAUCUAAAGGUUGUGCCAUGUGCACCAUGGAUAAUUAUCUAUUUAUCGCUGUGGGUUUCCAAGGCUCAAACCGUGAAGCGACCCCUUCAAAGAAAGUGUACUGUUACAACCCAGUGACUUCAAUUUGGAGUGAAAUAAGCCCCAUGAAUGAGGCAAGGCCUCACUGCAAACUCGUGGCACUGCAGGGCCAUCUUUAUGCAAUUGGAGGUGAAUGCCUAUCAACAGUUGAGCGCUACGACCCCAGGACAAACCGAUGGACCUUUGUGGCACCUCUUCCUAAUGAGACAUUCGCCGUAGCUCACAAGGCCACAGCCUGCAAUGGUGAACUGUUUGUUGCAGGGGGCACGUUGAGAUACACCCUCUUGCGCUAUAAUCCCAAGACCAACACAUGGCGAGAGAGCAUGACUGUGGGCAGUAAGGACAAGACCACAGAAAUGGUGGCGGUGAAGAACUUCCUGUACCGUUUUGACGUCAGUCCCCUGGGCAUCAGUGUGUAUCGUUUUCACGCAGUGGCCCGACUAUGGUACGAAUGCUCUUCAUUACGCCUCCCACAUUGCACAGCCUUUCAGUGUGUGACUAUGGACAAUAUUAUCUACUGUGUGAGCCGUCAGUUUACCUUGAGGUUCCUUGCAGAUGAGGUAUCGCCGAGCUUUGUUGCACAGGAUUUGAAAGUGCUAUCUCCGGCUAAAGGUAUUUUGUUUCCGUUUGUCCUUGUGCUUCCCGACAGAACCACUCAACAAACUUGUGUUUAAAAAAAUGUCAGAUCUUUCAAGUAAAAGGUUGUCUGGUCAGAACAAACACUCGAGACCAUAUUAUGCACAUGUUCAAGGAAUGUACCUUUUCUUAAUUAGUGGCAAUUGAGAUUAAAUAUCAAGGCUAUUACAUCCAAUUAUUGUACAGCUAGAUCACAAUUACACAGCACUUACUGAUAAAUAAAUCUGCUG
Messenger RNA from Carassius auratus (goldfish), 2809 nucleotides. Its product is annotated as kelch domain-containing protein 7A-like. Lineage: Eukaryota; Metazoa; Chordata; Actinopteri; Cypriniformes; Cyprinidae. Gene Ontology annotation, molecular function: protein binding. The record is from RefSeq and is a predicted model, not a curated record. The coding region runs from base 344 to 2617 and encodes 757 amino acids. The transcript has a single exon.